This is a messenger RNA of Camarhynchus parvulus, 7277 nucleotides long. RefSeq names its product Janus kinase 2 (gene JAK2). Gene Ontology annotation, molecular function: non-membrane spanning protein tyrosine kinase activity; histone binding; ATP binding. The transcript has 26 exons. The record is from RefSeq and is a predicted model, not a curated record. The coding region runs from base 211 to 3603 and encodes 1130 amino acids. Gene Ontology annotation, cellular component: membrane; cytosol; cytoskeleton. Gene Ontology annotation, biological process: cell surface receptor signaling pathway via JAK-STAT; peptidyl-tyrosine phosphorylation; cell differentiation. Lineage: Eukaryota; Metazoa; Chordata; Aves; Passeriformes; Thraupidae.
GGCCAGAGCGCGGGUCGGCGCGGAGCUGUCGCCGCGUCCCCCGGCCGGCGCCGCCGUGCAUGGGGAGGGAGCGGGCGGGACGCUGCCUGCGCGCCGCGCUGCACAGCCACAGCCGCAUCUAAUUAGAACCUGAUUGUGGCAUUGUCUUCAAAUUUUUUCACUUCUGCAGUCAGUGACAGGCAGAUGCUCUGAACAGAACCAGAACAAACUAUGGCUUGUCUUACAAUGACAAAUAUGGAAAGUACAGCAACUUCUACUGUCCACCAGAAUGGUGGUGUCCGUGGAAAUAGCAGUGCACCCAAGCAGACAGAACCAUUGCUUCAAGUGUACCUUUAUCAUUGUCCUGGGAAGACAGAAGGAGAUUACCUUCAAUUUUCAGCUGGAGAAUAUGUUGCAGAAGAGAUUUGUGCUGUUGCCUGUAAAGCUUGUGGUAUCAUGCCAGUGUAUCAUAACAUGUUUGCACUCAUGAGUGAAACAGACAGAAUGUGGUAUCCCCCAAAUCACAUCUUCCAUGUGGAUGAAACAACCAGGCUCAUCCUAAUUUACCGGAUAAGGUUUUAUUUUCCCCACUGGUAUUGCAGUGGCAGCAACAGAGCAUACCGGUACGGCGUUCUUCGUGGUGCAGAAAGCCCCGUCCUUGACGAUCUUGUUAUGUCUUACCUAUUCGCACAGUGGCGAGCUGAUUUUUUGGAUGGAUGGGUACAGAUGCCUGUUACUCACGAAACACAAGAAGAAUGCCUUGGAAUGGCUGUUCUGGAUAUGAUGAGAGUGGCCAAAGAAAAGGACCAAACCCCAAUGGCUAUUUACAAUUCAGUCAGCUACAAAAUGUUUUUACCUAAGUGUGUGCGAGCAAAAAUCCAAGACUACCACAUUUUGACACGAAAAAGAAUAAGGUACAGGUUCCGCAAAUUUAUACAACAGUUUGGCCAAUGCAAAGCUACUGCCAGAAACUUGAAACUUAAGUAUCUCAUAAAUCUGGAAACCCUUCAGCCUGCCUUCUAUUCAGAGGUUUUUGAAGUAAAAGAACCUGGUGGAGGUCCUUCUGGAGAGGAAAGUUUUGCAACCGUUGUAAUAACUGGAAAUGGUGGAAUUCAAUGUUCAAGGGGAAAACUUAAAGACUGUGAGACACUUGGAGAGCAGGAUUUACAAACGUACUGUGAUUUUCCUGAUAUCAUUGAUGUCAGCAUUAAACAAGCAAGCCAAGAAGGCUCCAGUGAGAGAAGAAUUGUCACCAUUCACAAACAAGACAGCAAGAAUCUGGAGGCUGAAUUUCAGUCAUUAAGAGAAGCUCUCUCCUUUGUAUCAUUAAUUGAUGGAUAUUACAGAUUAACAGCGGAUGCCCAUCAUUAUCUCUGUAAAGAAGUAGUACCACCAUCAGUCCUUGAAAAUAUCCAAAGCAACUGUCAUGGGCCAAUUUUCAUGGACUUUGCUAUCAGUAAACUGAAGAAAGCGGGUAAUCAGACUGGUUUCUAUGUCCUUCGCUGCAGCCCUAAAGAUUUUAAAAAAUACUUCCUUACCUUUGCUAUAGAGCGUGACAGUACUACAGAUUAUAAGCACUGCUUAAUUACGAAGAAUGAGAACGGAGAAUAUAAUCUUAGUGGAACCAAGAGAAGUUUUAGUAAUCUUAAGGAUCUCUUGACCUGUUACCAGACAGAAACUGUCCGUUCAGACAGCAUAAUUUUCCAGUUCAUCAAAUGCUGUCCUCCAAAACCAAAAGAUAAAUCAAAUCUUCUAGUCUUCAGAAGCAAUAGUGUUUCUGAUGUACCUUCAUCACCUAUGCUACAGAGACACAAUAAUGUCAAUCAGAUGGUUUUUCACAAAAUCCGUAAUGAGGACUUGAUAUUCGAGGAGAGUCUUGGACAGGGCACAUUUACUAAGAUUUUCAAAGGUGUAAGGAAAGAAGUGGGAGACUAUGGCCAGCUCCAUCAAACUGAAGUUCUUUUAAAGGUGCUGGAUAAAGUGCACAGAAACUACUCUGAGUCCUUUUUUGAAGCAGCAAGUAUGAUGAGCCAGCUUUCUUACAAACACUUGGUGUUAAAUUAUGGAGUCUGUGUUUGUGGAGAAGAGAACAUCCUUGUACAAGAAUAUGUAAAAUUUGGAUCCUUGGACACAUACUUGAAAAAGAACAAAAAUAUUAUCAAUAUUUUGUGGAAGCUGGAAGUAGCCAAACAGUUGGCAUUAGCCAUGCAUUUUCUGGAGGAUAAAGGCCUUGUUCAUGGGAAUGUCUGUGCAAAAAAUAUCUUGCUUAUCAGAGAGGAAGACAGGAAGUCUGGAAACCUCCCAUUUAUAAAGCUAAGUGAUCCUGGCAUCAGUAUUACAGUUUUACCAAGAGAUAUUCUUCUUGAGAGAAUACCCUGGGUUCCUCCUGAAUGUAUUGAGAAUCCCAAACAGCUAAGCCUAGCAACAGACAAAUGGAGUUUUGGUACCACUUUGUGGGAAAUCUGCAGUGGAGGAGACAAACCUCUGAGUGCACUAGAUUCUUCAAGAAAACUACAGUUUUAUGAAGAUAGGCACCAGCUUCCUGCCCCCAACUGGACAGAACUUGCAAACCUCAUAAACAACUGCAUGGAUUAUGAGCCAGAUUUCAGGCCUUCUUUUAGAGCAAUUAUACGUGAUUUGAACAGUUUGUUCACUCCAGAUUAUGAGCUAUUGACAGAAAGUGAUAUGUUGCCAAAUAUGAGAAUUGGAGCACUUGGAUUUUCUGGUGCUUUUGAGGAUCGGGACCCAACACAAUUUGAAGAAAGACAUCUUAAGUUUUUACAGCAACUUGGCAAGGGAAAUUUUGGCAGUGUUGAGAUGUGCCGGUAUGACCCGCUGCAGGAUAAUACUGGGGAGGUGGUUGCUGUGAAAAAGCUGCAACAUAGCACAGAAGAGCAUCUUAGGGAUUUUGAAAGAGAAAUUGAAAUACUUAAAUCGCUGCAGCAUGAUAACAUCGUUAAAUACAAAGGAGUAUGCUACAGUGCAGGACGGAGGAAUCUAAGAUUAAUUAUGGAAUACUUACCAUAUGGAAGUUUACGAGAUUAUCUGCAGAAACACAAGGAGAGGCUGGACCACAAGAAGCUUUUGCUGUAUGCAUCUCAGAUAUGCAAGGGCAUGGAGUAUCUGGGAACAAAAAGAUAUGUUCACCGAGAUUUAGCAACAAGAAAUAUCUUGGUGGAGAAUGAGAACAGAGUUAAAAUUGGAGAUUUUGGAUUGACAAAAGUUUUGCCGCAAGACAAAGAAUACUACAAAGUGAAAGAACCUGGUGAAAGUCCUAUAUUUUGGUAUGCUCCAGAGUCUCUGACAGAAAGCAAAUUUUCUGUGGCCUCAGAUGUGUGGAGCUUUGGUGUGGUCUUGUAUGAACUCUUCACCUAUAUUGACAAAAGCAAAAGCCCACCAGCUGAAUUCAUGCGCAUGAUUGGCAAUGAUAAACAAGGGCAGAUGAUUGUAUUUCAUUUGAUAGAGCUUUUGAAGAAUAAUGGACGACUGCCGAGACCAGAUGGAUGCCCUGAUGAGAUUUAUGCUAUCAUGAAAGAAUGCUGGAACAAUAAUGUUGCCCAGCGCCCCACCUUUCGGGAUCUUGCUCAGCGAGUGGAUCAUAUAAGGGAAAACAUGGGUGGAUGAAAAAACUGUCCCUCCUUCAGAGGAUGAGUUGGAAUGCAGAACAAAAUAUCUGGCUUCUCUGUGUAACAAAACAGAAGUGGUUUGCUGUGCCUGUCUGAAUCAGUUAUCAGCCAGCAGUAUAUCCAAAGAGAUGUAGCUGUGUGAUGUACUGUAAGUAUUUUGAGGGAAAGGGAGCAAAUUGUGCUUUACUGGGAGAGACAGAAAACUUACUAAUCCGUGCAAAAAUUUUAAUUUAAAAAUGAAAAAGCAAAGAUGUUACCCUUUUAUUCUUACUCCUCCCUUGAUGAGUAUUAGAUUGUGUUUAUAGAAUUGAAGAUACAGUGAUAACACAUAGAAGUGAAUUCAUUUUACACAAGGCAGUGUCUUCAGUGUAAAUAAGAAAAAGCUAAGUAUACUGCUUUUAAAUGCUGCUCUUUUUUUCUUUCCAUCCUUGUAAUUUUCAUGCAGUCAUAAGUGAAUGAAUUGAAACUUUCGAAGCAGGAUUAAAAAUCUAGAAAAUGCCCUCACUUUCACAAUUCCUCACUUUGCUGUUAAGAUGAUAAUCUAAAUAUCUUCCUUCCAGCACAGAAAAUGAAUACUUACAACUCAGUAUCUGAUAUGGCCAGUCACAACCACAUCAAGCCUGUUCUGUAUUGAAGUGGCCCAAGCAUAUUUAUUUCUGUGGUAAUACCCAACAUGAGACUGUUUGGAAGGAGUUACAAGUGCAAUUGCUUACAUUCAGCAUAGGGCAAGGACAGGAUUCCAGUUACUGAGAACUGGAAGGAGAUCAGAGCUACCUGAAUGCUGUAUAAUUCAGCUUUUGAAAUAAGUAACAAAAAUUUUUGGACAAGAGAAUGCUUCGGUUUUGCCUUGAGGCAUAAAACUUGGGGAUAAUCUCAUAUCUCAAAGCAGUAUAAUUGCAGGGUUUGUUUAUUUUUAGUUCAAAUAGUCUUGUUUGUUUGUUUGUUUUUACUUAAGCAUUAUUGUUUGCAAACUAUAAUGCUGGUUCUUUUUGGACUUCUGCUGAGAGAAGUUCAUUUAAGGGGAUAUACAGCUUGGCAAACUGACCUGACAUCCAGAUUUAUAUUUAAAAUGAAGUGUUAAUUUUCAAAAUUUGUGGCAGUGAGUUAGUGAAACAGAGGUUACUUUCACUGUGGAGCCUCCUUAAUAUUUGUGGUAAACUACAUCCAUCUUAUCAGAAAUUGAAGAACCUCAGCUUUAAAAAAAAACCAAACAAAAAACCAAAAAAAUCCUUACUUUCUGUAAUGUAGUGCCAGUAUAGCAGUAUUUUGUACCAUGGUGAUGUUUCUCUCCCACAGUCACUCCUACAAAAUUACUAUUUUAUAGUAUAAGAGAGUGCUAAAUACGGAGAGCAGCGUCAACCUUCUCUCUGCCCAUUGCAUUUAAAACUAUUUCUGUUAGUGUUCUUGCCACCAAGCAUUUGCAUAGAUGAUUUUUCAAACCAAUUUCACAGUCAGUUUUUAAGCUGCAAAGAACUUUGAAGUGCUAUGUUCAACUUAACAUGUUUUCUCAAUUUCUAUACGUUGCUUUGAGGAUUUGAAAUUUUGUGCAAAAGAUGUCUUUGCAUUUGUAGUCUCAGUUAUGUGUAUGUGUAUUUUUGUAACAAAGGAGAUAAAGCUUUAAAGUAUCAAGAAAGCAUUUUAGCUGAAUAACAUAUGCAGGAAUUAUGUAACAUUUGCAGUGCAUGACACUCAGUAGCUCACUGGUUUCAAAUACAUAGUAGACUAAACAUAAUUUAUGUAAAAAUCUCAGGGAAGUUUGUGUAAUGCAAUGAAGAAUUCUUCCAGUCCGCUAAUUUUUCAAGUGAAUUAAAGGUCUUUUUCUUGUUCUACUACAGUUUGACUAUUUCCAUAGUCUAUUUGAUUGCAUAAAUGUAGUGGUGAAUUCAAAGAUGAUUUUUAAGUGUCUUGUGGAGUGUUUUUGUUUUGUUUUGGGUUUUGUUCUGCUUUUUUACUUUAGUACUAUACCAUUUUGAGAGAAAGCCGUAUCUUUACACUUUACACAGUGUAACUGUGUGCUGUUGGCCAGAGACAGUCUUUUUUAACAACCAGAGGCCUGUACAGAGGGCUUGAGCAUUUAGGAUUAAUGUUCUUAGCUGGGAGAAUAGGACCAAGUAGUGCUUAGGACUUGGGAGAUGUAUAGUCAUCUGCAGUGUCAAUAUUUAGGUCCCAGAGCAGACCUGCUGGCUUUCUCAAAAAGCUGUUGAGGAUGUAAAUGUAGUGAUUUUGCUGAAUUUGCUACUGCCAAUUGUGUAACCUUUUAAAAAACCCAACAGAACAACAACACCACCAAAAAACACUGUAUUUUGUAUUUUGAAAGCUCUCAGAUCUACAGUAGCAUUGAUAAUGUCAUAUUUUUACAUGGCAUUUGUAUUAAUAGACUAAGUACUUUGUUUUAGAAAAUGUCUUCAGUUGGCAUUGCAUUUGUAAUACAUUAGUGUAAUCAUUAUGCUACCCAACAUGCUGUGUGAUUUUUUUGAUAGAAAAAGUGCUGGUUUAUGUACACAAGACUGCUACUACAGUGUAGAAUUAAAAUAUUAACUACUGCUUUGCACUUAUAUUGGAAGUGAAAGAAUUUUUUAAUAAGUGCACAAUGUAUCUUAUAGAAUCCCUGCAAUCAAGUAUUGUGUUGUGUAGUAUUGAUUUGUUGUCUAUCAGUAUAAAUAUGUUAAGUUUCAAAGUUAGUUUUUAAAUAUAUUCCACACAGUAUUCCACAAACUUGCAACAGUCAUGUAGUAAGCCAGAGGAGAAAUGAAUUUUCAGGAAAAGAAACACAUGUUCUUGUCAAGUCCUAGUACUGGUUAAAAGCUUCCAUAGUUGAGAUAAUUGUUGUUAAAUGUGCUGAUGAAUACAACUGUGAAAGUAUAUGUAAGAAUUAUAUUUUUCCCCAAAAUUAAAUUUUUGAUUGUUGCAUUUAGUUGAGAUGUUGACCAGCUGCCCUGAAAUGUAUGGGAAAAGAUGUUACUGUAUUAAGUAUGAAGAAAUGUAAUUCUUGUGUAAAGAAAGCAAGCUUUUCAGGAAUGUAUGAUCACAAACACCUAGAGGUUAGAGUUCUGAGAGCAAAAGCAGAGGUGUAGAAGAACAAGACUAAAGGAAGAAGGAUGAUGUUCAGCAUGGGAGAAGCUUUCUGAAACGUGAAAUGCACAAUGGAUUAUGAAAAACUGAUAGAUUUUUCUACUGAAAAUGCCAUAUCGUGACAAAUAUGUGCUAAUAUAUUUCUGAACUGUGUAUUGUCUGCCUUAAGUCUGAAAUAUUCACAGACACCUAACCUGGCUGAAAAAAUGUCAAUCAUUACUAUACCAAAAUAAACUAAUAAUGUUGUGCCAUGCCAGACAACAAUUCUGAUCAGGUGUUUGACUAAGAAGUUUUGCUCUGAAUUUUUCUUUUUGAGUAAGAGGUCUACAGUACUUUAUAUUAAAGUAGAAAUAGUCCCUUGGUGGUAGGGAGCAGGGAGGAAAAGAUACCUGCCACUUAUGAUUGAAAUGUAAGCACUUGAACACAUGGUUUAGUCAAGAGAACAUGGAAGGGAUAUUUUUAGAAAACUUAACUGUGUGUUUCUUUUUGCAUCUGGAUAGUGAAAAUAAAGAAAAAAAAAUUGAAUACAAUGGAUGACACAUGCCUGCCAACAUUUUCUUUUGCACACUAAAAUUUGUUACUGGUAUUUAAAUCACUGCU